Messenger RNA from Microtus oregoni (creeping vole), 3692 nucleotides. It is a transcript of the gene Rabgef1, whose product is annotated as RAB guanine nucleotide exchange factor 1. NCBI's taxonomy places the organism in Eukaryota, Metazoa, Chordata, Mammalia, Rodentia, Cricetidae. The transcript is spliced from 9 exons. Bases 102 to 1580 code for a protein of 492 amino acids. Gene Ontology annotation, cellular component: cytosol; endocytic vesicle. The record is from RefSeq and is a predicted model, not a curated record. Gene Ontology annotation, biological process: vesicle-mediated transport. Gene Ontology annotation, molecular function: small GTPase binding; zinc ion binding; DNA binding.
GGUCAGGGAGCCGACUGACUGGAGCGGCGCUGGGAGCGGCUGUUGGACGCCGGCGGAGCCGCGGACCAGGUUCGGAGGGACGGGGGCUACGGAGGAAGAAGAUGAGCCUAAAGUCUGAACGCCGGGGAAUUCAUGUGGAUCAAUCUGAGCUCUUGUGUAAGAAAGGAUGUGGUUACUAUGGGAACCCUGCCUGGCAGGGUUUCUGCUCCAAGUGCUGGAGAGAGGAGUACCACAAGGCCCGGCAGAAGCAGAUCCAAGAGGACUGGGAACUGGCAGAAAGGCUUCAGCGGGAGGAGGAAGAGGCCUUUGCUAGCAGCCAGAGCAGCCAAGGAGCCCAGUCCCUCACAUUCUCCAAGUUUGAGGAAAAGAAAACCAAUGAGAAGACCCGGAAGGUCACCACAGUGAAGAAGUUCUUCAGCGCCUCUUCCAGAGUGGGAUCCAAGAAAGCAGAAAUUCAGGAAGCCAAAGCUCCCAGUCCCUCCAUAAACCGGCAAACCAGCAUUGAGACGGAUCGAGUGACUAAAGAGUUCAUAGACUUUCUCAAGACCUUCCACAAGACAGGGCAAGAAGUCUAUAAACAGACGAAGAUGUUUUUGGAAGCAAUGCAUUACAAAAGGGACUUAAGCAUCGAGGAGCAGUCAGAGUGUACUCAGGACUUUUACCAGAAUGUGGCCGAAAGAAUGCAGACUCGUGGAAAAGUGCCUCCAGAGAAAGUGGAGAAGAUAAUGGAUCAGAUCGAAAAGCACAUCAUGACUCGUCUCUAUAAAUUCGUGUUCUGCCCAGAGACUACUGAUGAUGAGAAGAAAGAUCUUGCCAUUCAAAAGAGGAUCAGGGCUCUACACUGGGUGACACCUCAGAUGCUCUGUGUCCCUGUCAAUGAGGAAAUCCCUGAAGUGUCUGACAUGGUGGUGAAAGCCAUCACAGACAUCAUUGAGAUGGACUCAAAGCGAGUGCCUAGGGACAAGCUAGCCUGCAUCACCAGAUGCAGCAAGCACAUCUUCAACGCCAUCAAGAUCACCAAGAAUGAGCCGGCCUCUGCUGAUGACUUCCUUCCCACCCUCAUCUACAUCGUCCUGAAGGGCAACCCCCCUCGCCUGCAGUCUAAUAUCCAGUACAUCACUCGCUUCUGCAACCCCAGCCGGCUUAUGACAGGCGAGGACGGAUACUACUUCACCAACCUGUGCUGUGCUGUGGCUUUCAUUGAGAAGUUAGAUGCCCAGUCUCUGAAUUUAAGUCAGGAAGAUUUUGACCGAUACAUGUCCGGCCAGACCUCCCCGAGGAAACAGGAGCCUGAGAGCUGGUCCCCCGAAGCCUGCUUAGGCGUGAAGCAAAUGUAUAAGAACUUGGACCUCCUGUCUCAGCUGAAUGAACGGCAGGAAAGGAUCAUGAAUGAAGCCAAGAAGCUUGAAAAAGACUUAAUCGACUGGACAGAUGGAAUUGCCAAGGAAGUUCAAGACAUUGUUGAGAAAUACCCACUUGAGAUCAAGCCUCCAAACCAACCCUUAGCAGCCAUUGACUCUGAGAAUGUGGAGAAUGACAAGCUCCCUCCCCCGCUGCAGCCUCAGGUGUACGCAGGGUGACGUUUUGCUCAUGGCCAUGUUUAGUUGGGGCUGAUUUCAGAGAGCUGCUGUGUUCCACUGUUGAGGUCCGGAAUACAAGUUAACUGCUUAAAACAUCAAAGUAUUUUUAAGGUACAGUUUUAGGGAUUGUUUUAUUUUUUUCCUAGCAGGGAAGUUAGUAAAUAAUAAUGCACUAUUUAUUUGAGUGGGUGAAGUAGGUUUAUAUGAAUUCUGUUUCAAUCUUUUAUGUCCUUUCUGAUUUUCCCAUGGGCUUCCUCUGUGGUAGACACUGUUAUUUGUUUUGGGCAAAUACUGCCUUUUUUAAAGGAUAAACAGAUUCUACAAAGUCUACGUUGAAAUGAAUUUAAUGUUCCCACACUCUCCCAGUGUGAAGUAAUUUUAUAAUUGUAAAGAUAGAAGAUAUAUUAAUAAGUAAAUAUGUAAAAUUGUAAAUAUGUAAAAAAUAGGACUUGGGGAGGGAUGGUGUCUGCGUGCAUGGCAUUUCACAUGCUGAUUUUUUUUAGGUGAAAAUGAAAUAUAUUGAAUAUUUGCCUUUAGCACAAUUUUAUUUGUUUUUGUCCUACUGAAAAUAAUCUAAAUAUUUUGUGCUUUCACAUUUAACAGUACAUUAGCACUAACUGCCCUAACUCUGAGGUCCUCUCAGGUACACAUUAGGAAAUGUGACACCAACUUUUAGGUCACAUGAAGUAUUGUUUUGGGACCUUGGGGAGGUGGCUCAGUAAGCACUUUCCACACCGGUGUGAGGACCUGAAUUCAAUGUCUAGCACGCAUGUCAGCAGCUCAGCAUGGUGACAUGUACCUGCGAUGGCACUGCUGGGAGGCGGUGACAGGCAGGUUCCUAGAACUUACUGACUAGCAAGCUUUGCCUCACCUACCCAUCGAGUUCCAGGUCCCACUGAGAGACGCUGUCUAAACAACAGAUGUAGAUAGAUGGCUCCUGAGAAAUGACACCCAAGGUUGACCUCUGGCCUCCACAUGCCCGCAUAUGUGCCUGUGUACCUGUGCACACGUGUGUACCACACACACAAACAUAUCACAUACAGAGUUGCUAGCUAGUACGGUUGACUUUGAACUGUGCUCGUAGCAUCCUCCCCCUUAAUCAUCCAACAACUUCUCCACUUGCUGUGGUGGUUGUUGCAUUUUUGUUGUUUUUUUCUUUGGUUUCUUUUUUUGUUGUUUUGUUUGUUUGUUUUGUUUCUUGAGACAGGCUGUUGCUAUGUAACCCAGGCUGGCCUCAAACUUCUGAUCGCCCUACCUCAACCUCCCAUUGUUGGGAUUUAUGUACGAACCACCACACAGCUCAUUCAGACACAUCACUGAGUUGUGCGAUGCAAAGACUUAGUCUUGGAUGGAAGUUGGAAUGAACUGUCAACAGGUAGUAGGCAACAGAUGAAGUAAACCUUUCAGAAUUCCCACCUCAGAACUGACAGUAGUGGCCUGAGAAUUCUGUUGCUGUGCAUAGUGUGGGAUAUGUGAGUAACAUUCCUUUCUGUGCCUAGUAGAUGCCAGCAGCACCCCACAUUUGUGGGCUAAUGGUCUCCAUUCAUGUGGUGACACAUGCUUAUAAUCCUGGUACUCGGGAGGUGGAGGCAGGAGGACAGGAGUUCAGGCCAUCCUUAUACACACAGUGAGUUUGAGAUAAGCCUGGGCUGUGGAGAUCCUGUCUCAAAGAAAGAAAGAAAAAAUAAACUUGACUCUGGGCAUUAUUAAAUGUCUCCUGGGAGACAGAGCUAGCCCCUGCUAAGUAAGAAUCACCAGUCUCUUGUAAGCAAGGAGGUUAUGCUCCUGCUAGUUAGUUAAUAGGCUAUAACCAAAGAAUAUUGCAUUGAUUAUAUAGUAUCAUGCUACUUGAUGUCUCCCUCAAAGAGGCCCUUCAGUGGGGAACCUUCUCUAAUCCUGUGGAACUUUUUACAACCUGGUUAUACCAUGGAUGGAUGACUCUUCUUCUAUUAGCACCCCUGUGGAAUUAGGAAUUCCUCAGGACACCAUUCUUGAACAGUAUCAUGGCAUUCAAGCAGCUGAGAAAGGCUUUCUUCCUUUCUCAACAUAUUUUCCUAAAUGUUUACUACAAAUAUGUAGUAUAAUAAUUUUGGAAUAAAAGUAGGACAAGUA